Scheffersomyces stipitis CBS 6054 is the source of this 1077-nucleotide messenger RNA. RefSeq names its product Tlg2p (gene TLG2). Bases 1 to 1077 code for a protein of 358 amino acids. Lineage: Eukaryota; Fungi; Ascomycota; Pichiomycetes; Serinales; Debaryomycetaceae. Gene Ontology annotation, cellular component: endomembrane system; membrane; SNARE complex. Gene Ontology annotation, molecular function: SNARE binding; SNAP receptor activity. Gene Ontology annotation, biological process: intracellular protein transport; vesicle fusion; vesicle-mediated transport. The transcript has a single exon. The record is from RefSeq and is a predicted model, not a curated record.
AUGUUUCGAGACCGUACCAAUCUCUUUCUCUCAUAUAGGCGGACGAUUCCGCGGGCCAUCCGGACAACCAAUGAGUCACGUUUUGAUUCUCUCAUAGAAGAAGAGGAAGGCUUGAUAAACCAACAGAGUAGAAGGAAAACCAACAAGUACCGUGAUACUGAUGAUGGAAUUGAAAUGAAACCGGUGAUUCCUUCCCUUUUUGACAUCGCCCAAGAGUUGGACUCCCAUUUAGUCACGAUUAAACGAGAGACCAAUGAGUUGCUGGCUCUCUACAAGAGACUUAUCAUAGUGAAUAAAUCUGACAAGAAGUCAUUAGAGUCUCGAAUUGAAAACUUGAACUACGACAUCUUGAAAACAUUUGAAAAGUGCUAUAUACUCGUGAAAAAAUUUGAGUAUUUGAAUGUGAAUCAUGACCGUUUAGGCUUGAAUUACACAGAAAACGACUUGGAAAUCUUGAACAACUUUAAGAAAACAUAUGCUACGAAGAUUCAAGACAGUUCGCUCAUUUUCCGGAACCUUCAGAAUAACUACAUCAAGUUCUUGCGAGACGAUGAAGAUGAAAUGGAUUCGCUCAUUACUUCUAGAACGAGUAUGGACACAAACACAUUACUAGAUGAAGAAAUCGACAGAUCUCAACAAAUCGAAAACUAUCUGAAACAGGUUCUUCAACAAACACAACGAAAUCUGAAUCAGAGUUAUUUACAUCAACGAGAACAAGAAAUUUCGAAGUUGGCCAUGGGAAUUCUUGAGAUUCUGACUAUCUUCAAAGAGAUGGAGAGUCUUGUCGUAGAUCAGGGAAGUUUGUUAGACAGAAUAGAUUACAACCUACAGAACACAGUACAUGACUUGAAACAGUCAGACAAGGAGUUGAUUAAAGCCAAACAUUACCAGAAGAGAACAACCAAGUGUAAAAUCAUCUUCUUGAUGAGUCUCAUCGUGUUCGUUCUUUUUAUCAUCGUGUUGGUGAAGCCUCAUGGAAGCACUACUGUUGUAGAGAAACCAAAACACCCCCCACAGCAAAGUAUACCAGAUCGACCUACCAUAGAUAAACCUGUCGAAGGCAGUAAUGUGAUAUAG